AUGCCUCGACGCCAAGCCUUUGCUUCCGUAGGUUCAGCUCCCGUCCGACGCCAUGAUCGUCGCUGCCUGUUGCGCAUGCGAGCCCAGCCGAGCCAGUCUUUGGUUGGUGACGAUCUGCAUGCUCCGUUGCUGCCUCUUUGGGCCCUGCGCAUCGACACUGCUGUCGAGCGUCUGCCAACCUGCAUGCGCGUGCCAAGCCUCGCACCCGGUGUUCUGGCGAAACCUUCCUUCUUCUUGACAGGCGCACCUCGCAAAUCUCGAGUUCAAUCUCCCCUUGACUUGCCCGCUCCUGUGCCUCCCUCGGUGUCCAGUCACAAGCCCAGCCAGAGUGAUGAGCGCCGACCCUCGAAAUUCCAAUCCCGGGCUGGCUUGGCACGCCCUGCACCGUCGAUCAUCCAGGGUCCGCCAGAUGUUUUUUCUGGCACCUCACCACACCCACGCGCGCGCGACCAUCUCCGCACCGAGCCAAGCUCUUUGCUCCGGGCUCGCUGCCCUGCCAAAUGUCCGCCCUGCGUGCGUCUCGGUGUUCAUGUGACUAAAGUGGAUGCGAGGCAGGGCACGCUGGCCUUACCUGCGUCUUUGCUCUCGCUGCCGAACUGCCGUCCAUGGCCGAUCGGGGUUCCCGAUCAGUCAUCCAGCCCCAUCGCGAUGGCAGCCAACGAUACCGCUGGUAGCGAGGCGGUGCCCGCGCUCGCUUACGCCUCGGCCUCCAUGCGCCACGUCGAGCUUCCAUCGACACCCUCGCUGCCACUCCCCUUUGGUCCCUCGCUUUCCUAUGCCCAGACCUCGCAGGCACGCAACUGGCGCUUCAGCACCUCGGCACUCGCGCGAAUCCGAAGCGAAGCCAACCUCGCUGCGCGUCGGCGCCUCGAAGCUAUCUGGUCCGAAGAACACGCCGCGUCCUCGUCCAGCUCCGCGCCCAGCAUCCCCUUCCUCUCGGUCGACGACGAGCUCGCACUCAUCACCUACUACCUCGUCAAAGUGGGUCAGAUCGUACGCGCAUUCGGCCUUCCUGAGCUCGUAGAAGCCACAGCCACUACAUUCGUCAAGCGCUUCUACCUGCGCAACACGUGCAUGGACUUCCACCCGAAGAACAUUGUCAUCACCUGCAUCUUCCUCGCGUCCAAAGCGGAGAAUUAUGCGCUGAACCUGGGCGAGUUUGCACGCAAGCUCGCGGGCAAGUCGAACGAUCGUGCCGUCAUCGAGGAGAACAGACGCACCGUGCUCGAUCUCGAGUUCCUCGUCUCGCAGAGUCUGCAGUUCGAGUAUGCCGUCACGGGCGCCCAUCGCGCGCUUUACGGGCUGCUCCUCGACCUUCAAUCGCUCCCCGAUAACCAGGCGCCUGCAAGGGAGGAGCUGCACAAGAUCGCGGCCGCCGCACAUGCUCGGCUGUCGACAUCACGACUUACAGAUGCAGAGUUCGUCUACACGCCGUCGCAGAUCGCACUCGCAUGCGUGCGCGGCGCCGCACCCGACACAAAGCUCGUCGACAAUUGGAUCAAUGCCAAGCAGUCGCGUGCACGCACUGUCGCUCUCGCCGCCAAAGCCAGCCGGACGGCGCUGCGCGAUGCAGAAACCGCACGCGCGGCUAAAGCCAAGAUCGCACAUGCCCGCCGAACCAAAGGCAAAGCAGGCGCCAAGGCGGCUGAAGACCAGCUCGCCGCGGCAGCUGCCACACCACAGCAGAACUUCGAGUUUGACGACGCUCAGAUCGAAGCGGAUCCGCUCGGCAUGUCGAUCGACGAGCUCACACGCACGCUCGACGAGAUCAACGCGCUCAUCGACACCAGAGAGACGGGCGGAUAUACGGGCCAUGGCAAGGGCGCAGAGGAUGUGGACCGGGUCAAAGAGAUCGACAAGCGCCAGAAACUGUGCAUGAAUCCGGAAAAGAAUCCGGCCUCGACAGUCUAUCGCAAGCGACAGGCUGAUGCCGAAGACGCCCAGGCGGCGAGUAAGAAACAGAGGACCAGCGGCGCUAACGCAGAUUCGGACGACGACGAUGUACCAGUCGCAAAGGACUUUGCGGUCAAACCGGAACCCGCCGUUUAG
Messenger RNA from Moesziomyces antarcticus, 2049 nucleotides. Its product is annotated as cyclin-dependent protein kinase regulator. Gene Ontology annotation, biological process: regulation of cyclin-dependent protein serine/threonine kinase activity; regulation of transcription by RNA polymerase II. Gene Ontology annotation, cellular component: nucleus; transcription factor TFIIK complex. Gene Ontology annotation, molecular function: cyclin-dependent protein serine/threonine kinase regulator activity. The transcript is spliced from 2 exons. The coding region runs from base 1 to 2049 and encodes 682 amino acids. The record is from RefSeq and is a predicted model, not a curated record. Lineage: Eukaryota; Fungi; Basidiomycota; Ustilaginomycetes; Ustilaginales; Ustilaginaceae.